Messenger RNA from Histoplasma mississippiense, 495 nucleotides. RefSeq lists its product with no specific name. The transcript is spliced from 2 exons. The record is from RefSeq and is a predicted model, not a curated record. The coding region runs from base 1 to 495 and encodes 164 amino acids. Lineage: Eukaryota; Fungi; Ascomycota; Eurotiomycetes; Onygenales; Ajellomycetaceae.
AUGACCACCAAAUUAAAAACGAAAUCUCCCUUAACAACAUCAUCGCUAUUCUCUACAUCAUCGUCCUGGGUAGAUGAUGCGGAAUUCCUUUACUUCAGCCCAAACUUUGCCCAAUACGAAGGCCCGUCGAUGAGCCCGAAAGCCCACAAAUGGCAGCAAGUCCCCAUGCAAUAUGAACACGAAAUGUAUCUCCAACUCACAGCUGGCAACGACGGUGUUGCUGAGAAAACAGCAAGUCAACUCUAUCUGGAGGAACGAAGACGCCGUCUACACUCUCAAUCUCAAGACCCGGCUAUCUCUGGCCCGCAACAAAACUGCCCCAGCCCGAUAGACUUCGAAGCCGCUGAGAUAGAGAGAAUACGAGCUGUCGAGCGUCAACGUGAGAGCCUCUCGAGAUCCACAACAGCGAUCAAGCAAAGUAACCCGAGGGCCUCUUCCGGACCGAGAACGAUGGCGACAAUGAUGACAAAAGAUGACUGGCUGUUUUGGAUUUGA